AUGUCAGUUUCAAAAGUUGUGACGAGUCAAGUGAAAAAGAAAUAUUUUACAGAACUUCCAUCAAUCAGAGUACUUUCAAGGUCACCAGAAGAUAGGUCCGAGGUGACAGUCUAUGUGAAAGGGUUUUUGUCAGAAGGAGAUUCACCAGAGAAUUUUCAAGAUUGGAUGCAUUCACAUAGAUUACUUGUUCUAAGUCCAACUCAUCGCUGGGGUCCCUCUGCACUUGGUUAUUCUUGGCCAUCAGGGUCGAGCAGCUUGCCUAUUCCGCUUGCUUCUCUAGGUUCCACUGCAUACCUCAUUGCCAAAAAUAUCAAUCAAUUGAAAAACCUGAGAUUUCCAACUCCGGCUUCGAUGGUUGCAGCCUUAGCCAUUGAUGUUAGCCUGCAUGCAGGUCGGUUAGCGUACCAGUUUAAUGUGGCCAAUCAAGAAAGCCGAGACAGAGCAGAGAUGUUGGCGUGGAGAUUACUUAAUCUUCGAAAAAAGCAUGAGUAUCUAAGAGUCGUUGGUCAUUCAUUAGGUUGCCGACAUAUUGUUGAAGCAUGCACACUGAUGGAUGCUAAAGAAAGGCCAGACUCCAUCCAUUUGUGUGCUCCGGCUUUGGUAGCACCUGACAUUAUAGACCAGAUCCGUAAGAAUACGGGCGGUUUAGGUCGCCUCAAUACGACCAUCUACUAUUCAGAAAAGGAUCUAACAUUGGGUGUCUUACUAAGAGCCAUACUUGGAGGGCAGCAAGCCAUAGGAGAGAUAGGUUUACCAGACAAAGUAGGACAGGACAAGGACUGGCUUGAUCCAUCUGUCAAAGUUAUGAACGUGAGUAAAUCAUUGGGCGGAUUUUACAUUGGGGCACACACAGAUUAUGCGAAUAAAUUUCACUAUUUCGCUCAUCCCUCUUAG
Molecule: messenger RNA, 894 nt
Organism: Rhizopus microsporus ATCC 52813
Lineage: Eukaryota; Fungi; Mucoromycota; Mucoromycetes; Mucorales; Rhizopodaceae
Exons: 3
Coding region: 1-894 (297 amino acids)
Source: RefSeq, a predicted model, not a curated record